ACACUUGGCAUAGUCACUUUCUAAGUUGAGUUUAACAGCCAGGGUACAUUAUGAAUUGUAUACGACUAGUCAAUCUACAUUUUGUAAGGCAGUAGAUAGUAUUCGGUAGGCUUCUGUAAAAAAAGUGCCAACCAAAAAAAUAUUGCCUUUUGCACAACCGACGUGUCAUGGAUAUCAGUUCAACCCAUUCUAGUCAUCUUAUCAGACAGCAGCACAAUGCGCCGAGCGAAGUUUCUAGUGAUCUAAGCUUCAGAAGUUCAGAUAGCAGCAUUCGAUUAGAAGAACACAUCAAGCUUCAUCAUUUACAGAAGUUACUUCAAGUGUUUAAGACGCAUACACCGACGAUCGAUGAAAAUUCAGCUCAUGAAAAAUCUCAACUCGAGCGACAUGCUGAAGCAAACGAAGAAACUGGGCAAGUGAAGCAAGGUCCAGGAAUGAUGUCUUUACAGGAAUUUAAAGCAACUAUAUCAAGUAUGCUUGGUACAUCCAGAUGGAACGAACAAAUGGAGAUGUUAUUUUAUAAGGUGGACACUGCUUGCGAUGGAUAUGUUGAUUGGAACGAGUUUUGUACUUACAUGUUGCUGCAGAUGAGGGAAUGGGAACAUAUUCAAAACUUAAAACUUAUUCCAUUUGAGUCGCAGGCAGUGGUUGGACAAAUAUUCAAUAACAAGCAAGAGACUACAACAAGAACAUUGGUUGUCGAAAACCCCACACGAAUUGUAAGCAUAAGCAAAGUUGGCACCAUCUGCGUGUGGGAUUUUGAGUUAAAGUUAUUAAAGACAUUUUCACUCGCCGCUGAUGCCGUAGAAGAUAAUCAGACAUCCUCCCGAAGAAGGUUUCACACGUGGGUAACUGACGCCAUUUAUAUGAGAAACACACAGAACAUUGCGCUCACUACAAGCAGCAGGGAAAUAUAUUUUUACGACAUCUCAACAUCCAAUUACACGAUAGAGUUUUGUUUGUACGCUAUACCAAAUGUACCAGUGUGUGCGUACUAUUGGUACAACAAGAAUGCACGUAACGGGCACUGCAAGCUUUUUUUCGGUGACGAUACAGGUUGUGCUCACAUUCUACACUUCUACGCUCCGCAGUCUCGUCUAUUUCAGAAACCGUUUAGUCCUCAACAAGGAACACAACGAGUAUACUUUAACGACCUUAAAGAUCAUCGUCAGUUUGUGUCGUACGAGAGCAUCGGUAGCAUCCAUAAUGACGUCAUGAGGAGGAUCCUUUACGUACCGCAGAGUGACGUCAUUAUAUCGUCAUCCAUGUCAUCAUCAACUUCUGUUGUGCUGAUGGACGUUAAACGAAAGAACAGGCCGUAUAUUUUCAAAGUCAACAAAGGUGCGGAAUGCUUCGACUACAGCAAGUCGUUAAAUAUUUUGGCAACCGGGAGCCUGGACCACUUGGUUCGAAUUUGGAAUCCGUAUGUUGUUGCUCGUCCCAUUGUAAUUCUACAAGGCCAUAGCACCGGUAUUUGUGAUGUAGUAAUAAACGAAGCUUAUGGCCAGAUUGUAACUUACUCAAAGGACGCGAUUAUUAAAGUUUGGGAUAUCAAAGAACAAACCUGCCUUCAAACCAUAUCUCCUAAAUUUCCUUCACUACAACUUGACCGAAUUCCAGACCACGGGGAGGUUCCGUUAAGUUUAUACGGCAGUCCUCAUAACAUCAUGAUAUUGACAUGCAAUGACAGCAUCGCUUUGCUUAAAAUGGGAAAGUUGGAGCCUAAAGCAGAGUUACCAGUCACCCAUGAAGCAGCUCUGUGUGGCGCUGCUUACAAUCCGCUUUUUCACCAGAUUGUAACGGCGAGCGACGACUCUACAGUGUCUGUGUGGGAUAUAGAAACUGGAUCAAAGUCUUUAACGUUCAGCAACGCUCAUGGCCAAGAAGAAAUUACUUGCCUAUCGUUUGACGACACUUGCAGAAGACUUUUCACUGGAGCGAGAGAUGGAACAAUAAAGGUUUGGAGCUUUCAGAACGGCAACUGCUUGCACGAGCUUGAACCAUUAGAAGAAGCCGAGGUGACCGGAGUGUUAUCUUUUCAAGACAGAACCAUCCUAGCUGUUGGGUGGAACCGUCGUAUUGUCAUUUAUGAUGAUUCGGAUCCAGAUACGGUUAACAUCAAACCAACAACUUCGUGGAAAGCUGGACAACUUCAUCAGGAUGAUAUCUUGGCGGUGGCACACUGCCCACCCAACUUGCUUGUAACAGCCAGCUAUGACGGAUGUAUCAUUGUUUGGAAUGAAGAAACACAGCAGAUAUAUUUAACGCUCAGAGAAGGAAAGAGUCAACGCGGAGGUCAGCCAUCCAGACCAGUCGACACUCUGUUGUGUUUACCGGAACGAAUGUGUCACUUACAGAAAAAACGAACAAUCCUUAUUAGCAGUGAAUCUGGUUAUUUAUAUUGGUGGUGCCUUUUUGGAAGGAAUGCUUUAUUAGGUUAUUUUCGUGCAACUGAGCAUGUGGAUGCUUCUAUACUGUCCAUGUGUUCCGCAGUAAAUGAUAAGUUUCUUGUAACAGUUGAUACUGUUGGUGAACUUACAGUAUGGGAUGUUCGGAACUAUUGCAUCGGUGAUUCAGAAUCGGAACCUGAAACUAUCUUCCCGCCAAUUUUAUACAAAUGGAAAGCACACGACAGCGCGAUUGUCAGCGUAGAUUUUAUUGAGCACGAAUUUAAUAAAAUGUUGGUAACAGCAUCCACUGACAAAACCGCUCGUUUGUGGACGCUAGAGGGUCGAUUUAUUGGAACAUUUGGCCAAAAGAAAAAGUGGAAUUUAAAACGGCCUGCGACUUAUCAAUACCCCCUAAAUCCUUGGGGUGAAAGAAUUUUGAUUCCCGAGCCUUCAUAUCAACAACAUUGUGCGGAUGAAGAAGAACAGACAUCUGAUGGAAACAAAUUAGCCGACAGUGGGAGAUUGAACGGUGAUGGUUCAACCGAUGACGAAUUGUCCUCUAUCAACGAAAAAGGCAUGAAAGGUGAUAACGAAAACAACGUAAAAACAGAAGACGAAACAUGGUUUCAUAAUGAUGAUGUUGAUCAGAGUGCCUAUGUUACCGUUCCUACAUCUGUUACCCAAGAUGAGAAUAGCGAUCUAACGAAACACUUUGGAAAAAAUAGACACAAUUCUCGUCGCAUGACAACACAUCCGAUGGAGGAUCCAAAUGAGAAACACCUUCCGAAAUUGCGUGAACGUUAUAUAGAGAGUCGAUCGAUUACAUUCGCAAACUUCCACACCAAUAAAAAAGAACAAAUUCUUGGCCUGCGUGCGGAACAACUGCUUAACAAAAGAAGCGUAACUCGACAACAGAGGCGCUAUAGAGUCGGUUACAUAGACAAGGACACCACAGCACGGUUUGGAAACCUCUGUUCUCCCUUUCAAGCUUUGGCAAUCCGGGAAACGGAAUCCGUUUCAUUUAAAGAAGAAAUGCCGAUGACGCAACGAAUGGUUGAGAAAGGUUUACGCUGCAACAACGAAGAUGAUCUGCAUAAAAUGCCACUAAAUCAUCUUUAUGAAUAUCAUGAUAGCGACGGACUCAAUGCUCAACAAGGAAAACGACGAUCUAACCAAGUACCGCAUCGUCGUAACCAUACUCUACCGCCUCUGCAUUCACCAGCAGCUGAAAUUACUUCUUCAGUACCCUGAUAACACCAGCACAGCAAGAACAGCUCGCCAGAGAAAAAUCCCAGUUGUUACGUAUAAUUAGUGUAGUUUUGUGUUUUUCCCUCUAAAUAAUGAAGUUAUUCUCAACACAUUGCUUUUGGCGGAUGUAUUUAAAAAAACGAUUUUUAUGUUAACAGUAUAUAGCUCUUUAGUAGCUUAAUAUUCUUUGUUUUUUACCAAAUAAACGAGAAAAGAGAAUGAAAACAUGAUUAACCGUCUUAUACCCCUCCCUACUGUACAGCAAUAUUCAGAGACAUAAACGUGCUACACAAAUCGAAUGUCGUACAUUUUAUGCCGUUUUUACUUGUUCUUUCGCAUUAUCUUGCGUGUAAACUACCGACGGCCCAUGACUACAUGUUUAUAUAAAGGUUUGAGCAGAAACCACCACCAAUGCGAUCGAUGGUACAAUAGCGGUAGCAUAUUUGUGCAUCAUGUUGCUUUUUUAGUGUAUUUUUGUUUGAUAUAUAGCACGCAGACACUGUUUUACAGUCAUAAAACAGGUCAUUUAAUUAACAUUCUACGACCUUUGAUUGUUUUCUUAUAGUGAUCAAACUUUAAUUAAAAAUCUGUUUUUGUUAUUUCGCAUGUACUUUCAUUUUAAAUCUUAAUACAAAAUCUGGUUAGUAUUGCUCGCGAAUGAAGUAAAAUCAGAUCAACAAUAAAACAUAAUAAUAUAUCGAUAA
Ciona intestinalis (vase tunicate) is the source of this 4342-nucleotide messenger RNA. The record is from RefSeq and is a predicted model, not a curated record. NCBI's taxonomy places the organism in Eukaryota, Metazoa, Chordata, Ascidiacea, Phlebobranchia, Cionidae.